GCAAGUGCUGUAAGUAUUACCGAGCCAUAAUUAUACAACCAACGGCAAUAAUUAAAUGAUUAGUUUCAAGGUUACAAAGUUGUUUAUCAAUUCUAUGUGCAAAACAUCUAGAAUUUGGAUAAAAUUUAGCUCAAGUUUUCAGGUGACCAAAUUUGUUGUAGUAACAUGAGGGUCGUCAAAGCAGGCAUCCUGUUCAUUUGCAUAUUGUUUGUGCAUUGCGAUCGUUUAAGGAAAUUAGAGCGUAAAAUGCUUUCAAUGCAAACAAUGACCUAUCAGGAUAUAAGUAUGCUUAGAGAGUCUGUUGAUAGGAACUUUGAGGAAUUGGAACGAAUUAGUAUGAUAAUUAAUGCGUCCCUUUUGCAAACAGCACAUCUACCUACUCCAGUACAAACAUCUGCUCCUGACAGUAAGGAGGAAGAACCAGAAUCAGAUGGAACAGAAUUGGAGUCAGAAGUCAAAAGACUUAAACGGGGCUUCAAAGAUCAAAAAAUGUUCUUUCAUUCUUGGAAAGAGGAUUUGGGUAAUGAGGUAAAAGGUCUUCACAAAAGAAUCGAAAAGCAUUCAAAUGAAAUAGCUGACAAAGUUAAUGAAACAAGCAAUGUUGUGAAUGCAGUGAUGUCGUUCACAAAAGAUACUUUGGAAGACGUUAUUAGUGUCAAAGAAAUACUUAAGAUAAUUUCAGAAAAUGUAACUGCUCUCAAAGAUCGUGAAUUGGUGAACACACUCAAACUAGGUGCUCUAUCGGAUGUAAAUAAAAAUUUCAGUGAAAGCAUUAUCUCGAGUCUUAGCAACAUAAAAAAUGAGCAGAAGAAGUCUAGUUCAGACAAAGAAGUGUUUAAAACUUGUUCUGCGGCAGUACACAACUCGGAGAAAAUAAUUAAUCUAUUGUCAUCAUCGGGGGAGUUUAAGGACGUACGGUUAGUUGGCGGAUCGGCUUCUUCUGGUAGACUCGAAGUCUUCCUUCAUGGGAAAUGGGGGACAGUAUGCGAUGAUGAAUUUGGAACAAGUGAAGCUGAGGUUGCCUGCAGGACACUGGGCUUUAAUGGCGGAGGCGUUCCCAGACAAAGUGCAUAUUAUGGAGAAGGAACUGGCCCAAUUUUAUUUGAUAACGUUAAAUGUAACCGGAAAGAAAAGAAUUUGUUUAAUUGUGAAAUUGAUUAUGACACAUCCGAUUGCGGACAUAGCGAGGAUGUUGGUGUCGAAUGUAGGGACUGAUCAUUUGUUUGUAAUGAAAAAAUGUGUUUUUUUUUUAAAACAAAUCCAUACACAUAAUGUUUUUACAUACUUCUAAUAUAGGGUUUCUUUAUGUAAACAUACUAUGCUUUGCGUCAAUAUUUAAAGAUAUCUUCUCUAUUGGUGUUGACCAAACAGUCACAUAAAAUAAUUUAAGCCUUUAAAUGACAUACCAUACAGUUCAUAGAAAGUUAGUACACUAUUUUUAACAUUUUAUCAGUGACCGAGUGUCUAUGUACGAUUAGAACUUAGCUUGAGAUGUCCUUAAUGUUUUCCUUCGGAGAAAAAAAUUUAUAAAAGGAAUGAAUGCAUAUACGCAAGUAACACUCCGAGAUUGACAUUGUGAUGGAGUUCUUAGAAAGUUGAAACAAACUUGUUUCAAUAGAAAUAAUAAAAAUACUCUUGACUAUUAAUUAAAAUGGACUUGACUGAGUAUUGAAAUGGACCACGUGAAAGUAUCUAUGGUUAUUGUUGCCAAACGUUUAGUGUUGGGGUUGAAUUCGGCUUAAGCCGGUGCUAGGGGACAAAAUGGAUCUGCAAUUGUCAACUACUUGUCUUUUUCAAGAUUUUUAAGUUUGGCUCCUAUGCUCAUCGAUGCAAGCGAUUAUUUUAAUACUAAAAGGAACUGCAUCGGAUCUUUUUGUCUUAAAAGUGAAUUUCUGAUAAAAUGUCAUUAUAAUGCAUAUAUUGUGAGAAUACUAUAGAACCGUUUAAGAAAUGUGUGUAAAAAUAAGCGCUUGUGUUAAUAAAUAACAAUAUAAACUGCGCAUAGAUAAUCAAAUAUCGUUAAGUUUGAAAUGUUUUGUUGGUAAAGUAACUCAAAUGCUUUCAAACAGUUCAUUAACUAGUGAGAAAAAUGAUAUUUAGGUAACAAAAUAUUCUGGUUACUUUAUUUUGAUAUUUUACAAAACACAUCAAUAGUGUACAUUUUUAAAUUAACGCAAAUAUGAGCUCAUAUGUACUUUCAAAUUGAAAAUUCAAAACAAUAUUUCAGCCAUUAUAAAUAGUUUACUUCCAGUGCGGAAGCAUUUAAUUUUUACUUCUAUUCUUGACAAAGAUCCUUUUGUAAAUAUAUACUUUAAAUGACCGAGAUUUUUUCCCCUUAAAGUUAUGAGUAAAACCUUCACUCGAAACUUUUUUAGUUGUUUAACCUAAAGCUUGCUGUAAGCUACAGAAUCUAGCAAUACAAUUAGUGCAGACCAAGAUCAGCCAACAUAUCUAUGCAGGCUGCACUUUUCACUAUUCAGACAGCGCUUAUUUUUAAAAUUUCCCAAAAACUAAUGAUGAAUGGUUUUGUCCGGAUUAUAAGAUAGACAUGUCCAUUUAAGAUAAGGGAUAAUAUAUUAUUUUCACGCUUAUUUCCACAGCCAAGUUUUCUCACAAUUAAGAUAAUGAUUAAAAUAUAUUAUUUUUACGCUUAUUUUCACAGCCAAAUUUUUUCACAAUUUAGAUAAUGGUUGACAUAUUAUUUUUACACUUAUUUUUACAGCUUAUGUUUUCUUUAUGUGUAAAUGUAGCUAUUAGAUUAAGUCAUUUCAUAUGUGCAUAUAGAAUUUAUACAACAACCAUUUUCUAGAAAACAUAGUUUUUGAAUAAAGUUAUCAUAUACUUACAAAUAUAUUUCUCUGUAUAUAUAUAUACAAAGAAAAAACACACGAAAAAUCGAGCCAAUUAUUUUUUAUCUUCGUGGUGCAUAUUUCUUAUAUAUACAGCUAGAUAAUGCUUUGGCAUGGAACACUGAUAUCAGUUCUAAUGAUAUCACCUCAUCUUUUGUGAACUCUGAAAGACCAAAUAUUCAUUUAUUUAAAUUGAAUACAAUUUGCCCGGCAAUGGCUUUAUGACAUUAAACGCAUUUGUCGUUUUUUGUAUUUCUGACAAUGUGUGUCAGAAUAUUAGAUUCAUGGUUUUGAAUGAAAAUCCAUAGCAAGUGAACAAUGUCAACGUAACUAAAUCUAUCCCAUUGUAUGAAUGGCAAUCGGUAAAAUGAAAGGAAUGCUCAAAAUAAAGUACUUGAGUGACUAUCGUUUUUAUAUCAGACUUUCUCUUCAUUGCUAGAGACUGAAUAAAUAGGAAAAUACAGUGUAUUUUAUAAAUCAGCAUCAUGCUCUUUUUGCAAAGACUGGAUUUUCUACCAGAAUAUAUUAAAAACAUUCAUUUGUUCCUUGCUAUGGACUGAAGAAAUAGGAAAAUAUUUUAACAAUCAGUAUCAUGUACUUUUUGUAAAGACUGCAUUGUCUACUAGAACAUAUUAAAAAUGUACACCGUU
Messenger RNA from Ruditapes philippinarum (Manila clam), 3499 nucleotides. RefSeq lists its product as uncharacterized. Gene Ontology annotation, cellular component: membrane. The transcript is spliced from 3 exons. NCBI's taxonomy places the organism in Eukaryota, Metazoa, Mollusca, Bivalvia, Venerida, Veneridae. Bases 166 to 1215 code for a protein of 349 amino acids. The record is from RefSeq and is a predicted model, not a curated record.